ACCAAACCCUCUUCUACUCUAUUCUGUGUCUUUGUUUUUUUUCUUCUGCCAACAUGGCCGAGUCAGAGUCUUUGAACGACGCCGUCUUUUGGUUACCUUCUAAGUUUGAAGAUGUACUUAUCGUGGAUAAGGAAAACUCCCCCGUUGUGAAGAACGGUUAUGUGAAGAGUGUUGAUGAGUUGAAGAAGCCCAGUACUCUCAGCUUCCCUACUGAGUUUCCUUACGAGUUUGACUCGCUCGAUUCAGCCCUUAGUUCUCCGGUGGUGUCAGUGCAAGGUUCGACUGAGACGGAGAACACCAGCGACGAGGAGGACUUCCUUGCUGGGUUAACUCGCCGUCUCACUCACUCCUCAACUCAGAAACUCGCUGUUCCUGGUCUCACUAAAGACAAACUCGAGAGCUGGGUUAUGGCCGGGUCACCCGAGUCGACACUGAGUGGAAUAGGGAGCUGGUCAGUGUCAAGCAACGGCAGCCCAAACGGUUCCUCUCUUGUAUCGUCUCCUCCAACGACGCCGUUUGGUGAUCAAAACGACACGUGGGACCUUAUCUCUGCCGCUGCAGGUCAAGUCGCGAGGUUGAAGAUGAGUAACGAAGGCUUCAAAUGCAACGACAUCAACAAAAGCCAUGGCCGAGGCCUUAUUGCUCCUCCCAAGACUACUCCAAGCCCCGUGCAUGUUGUCAAGAAUCCCAAAUUUGGCUUAUAUUUAAACCAAUCUGUUAAUUACGGCCCUGCUCAAACAAAUCAGUAUCAGAUGCUAAGGCCUCAAAACGGUGUGAUGCGGGGAAGGCAGCAACAAGUGAGGUCAACGUGGUCAACUCAGCCACAGCCGCAACCGCAACAGAUCCAGACUAAAGCUAGAAGUGUGGUUUAUGAAAAUGCGAGACGUGGGCGUACGCUUGGGAUUUCUCAAGCUGCAUGGCCGCCCCUUCAAGUUCAGCAACAACAUCAACAACAACACUCUGCUUCAGGCGCGAAAGGUGUGUUUCCUGGUGGAUCUGGUGGCGUUAAAAGAGAAUGUGCUGGUACUGGUGUGUUCUUGCCACGGAGAUAUGGGAAUAAUCCUCCUGAUUCUCGUAAAAAAUCAGGUUGUUCAACUGUUCUAGUUCCAGCUAAGGUUGUUCAGGCUUUGAAUCUGAGCUUUGACGAAAUAAAUGGGAAUAAUGCUCAUGCUCAGCACCGAUUCAACACAGCUUUUGGUCCACACUAUGAUGCUUUAAUGGCGAGAAGGACUGCGCUUUUGACACUUCAAAAGCAACGAGGUUUAAGACCUGAAGCUGCUCCACUAAAUCAUGAAAUACAUCUUCCCCAGGAGUGGACAUAUUGAAGAAUAAGAAGAAGAAGAAGAAAACAUUUAGUCGCAGAUUUGAUCUCAUUUUGUUGGAAAAGAUUUUUUAAAAAAAAAAAAGGAAAAAUGAAGUAUAAAGGCAGUAAUUUCUGAUGGAGAAAUAUGGGGUUUGGUUUUCUUAAGGUAAGAAAUUAAGAAUGCGAGUGUAGUUAGUAGAACAAUAAUUAAUUAAAUUUUCCUGGUGGUUUUUCAGGAGGUUGCAGGUUUUGUUGAGUAGAUUUUAGAUGAAUUAAGAACAAAUUAUAGGAGGAAGAAGGGAAGAGGGUUUUUAGUUUUUACUUAGUUUUUUAUUUUUUGGGUGUAAUAAGUGGAUUUCCAUCUUCUGGGUUUGAUGUAUUUGGGCUUUGAUAUGUCGUUAAUUUAUUUUUUGAUAAAUGUUGUCUGGUUGUAGAAGAGGAAUCCACAACCCUCUCUGUUGUAAUAGCCCUUGGCAGAUAUAAUUUUAAUAAGAAAUAUUUAUUAUUUUAUUUAUCAGAA
Pistacia vera is the source of this 1823-nucleotide messenger RNA. RefSeq lists its product as uncharacterized. Lineage: Eukaryota; Viridiplantae; Streptophyta; Magnoliopsida; Sapindales; Anacardiaceae. The transcript has 5 exons. The record is from RefSeq and is a predicted model, not a curated record. Bases 54 to 1325 code for a protein of 423 amino acids.